Molecule: messenger RNA, 233 nt
Organism: Prorocentrum cordatum
Lineage: Eukaryota; Dinophyceae; Prorocentrales; Prorocentraceae
Source: the annotation of a GenBank genome assembly
GCCCGAAGCUGCGCUGGCGCCUGCCGACCAAGUCGGCGAUGGCUCCUUUCCCAGCAGAGGCUAUCGACGCCCUUCAGCGGCGGGGGGCGCCGCCCUCAGCUGUCUCCUGCAGCCGCAUCCCGCGGGCCCUCAAGCGCCAGUGGUGCGAGGUCGUGGCCGAGGACGCCGGGGCGACGCCGCCUCGAGCCGCCUCGCCCGCCGCCAGGGCCUCGCCUGCCCCCCCCGGCCGCGAG